Molecule: messenger RNA, 997 nt
Organism: Lutzomyia longipalpis
Lineage: Eukaryota; Metazoa; Arthropoda; Insecta; Diptera; Psychodidae
Exons: 5
Coding region: 370-888 (172 amino acids)
Source: RefSeq, a predicted model, not a curated record
AUUUUAAAUUGUUCCGUGGAUCAGUACUCCACCGCUCAAUUUAUUUGCCACACGUGUAGGGAAGUGUGCUCUUCUACAUCGCCAAAAAGUUCUGGAUUAAUGGAUUUUGUGACGAAAAAUGUAGAUUAGUUGGUAUCAGUGGUAGGACAUCUUGUUUACGGCACUCAAAUCACGACAAUCUAUUAAUAUAAUCCCGGUGUGGGAGUUUAAUUAGUUUCCGUAAAACUGCAAAACGACCCACCAUUACUCUUUUCCAUCCCAAACCACAGAGAGUUGUGUACAGUACCUACCUCUUUUAAGAGUGAAAAUUUCCCCGUGAAAAAUUUUAGUUGUUCAGUGGAAAGAGGAUCUCUUGGACGUGUGUGAAAAAUGACUCGAAGUGCGCUAUUUUAUUUCCUCGUGACCUUUGCUUUUCUGCUGAAUUUGCGGAAGAUUGAGGCGUGCAAUGGCUACAAGACAAAACUGCACUACUUGGAGAAUUGUGAUCAAUCGUCGGUGAUUAAAGUCGCGAAAAAGUACAAUGUUGAGUUGACAAAGGAUUGCGAACUUAUUGCAAAUGGAUGCAUUGAGACAACUGGCUUUCAGAAAGCUUAUAUGAGGGCGACAAUUAGCAAGAAUGGAAUGGUGGUUCACAGGAUUGAAGCUGAUUUAUGUGAUACAAUGUCGCAAGCUUCGGAGGAAGCUAAACACUACCUGAGGCUCUUUGGACUACCUGAUAAAUGCCCGGUUGCAGCUAGCAAAAAUUGUCAAGAUUCCUCCACGAAAGCUGAUAUUUCCAAAUACAAACGCUACCUGGCCCUUGCAAGGGGACUCAUUCAAAUUGAAGCAAGGAUUGAGCAUGAAAAUGGAAAGACGUGUAUAAAGGCAGAGACGGAAAUUACAAAAUAAAUUUCAGGAAAUAAUCCCGAUUUUUUUUUGGAAUUAAUGUGAUUUUUCCAUGACUAAAGCAAAGAAAAAAAAAGAACAUAUCCAAUAAAUUCUUUUGAGAAUUAUCAAA